Messenger RNA from Dalotia coriaria, 1289 nucleotides. RefSeq lists its product as uncharacterized. The record is from RefSeq and is a predicted model, not a curated record. The transcript is spliced from 2 exons. Gene Ontology annotation, molecular function: zinc ion binding. Lineage: Eukaryota; Metazoa; Arthropoda; Insecta; Coleoptera; Staphylinidae. Bases 103 to 1239 code for a protein of 378 amino acids.
UUCGUAACAUUGUUUAUUGCAUGUUCAACGUAAUAACAGUGAGCAAACAUGUCAAAUCUGUCAAAAUUAAAUUGGAAAAAUGAGAAAUUUUGAGUUUAAUUUAUGGACAAUAACCAAAGUGUUGACUCAAUCAUUAAUAAAAUCAUAGAUAAUGCCGAAUGCAAAGUAAGUACUUCUAACGCUCCAGGACCAAGUAAUUCAGGCGUAGAAGAUGAAGAAAUUGCUGUCAAUCAAACACAACCAGAACCCAACAAUCUUGAAACUUAUUUUUUAAAUACUAACCAAGUUGAAUUCAAUGUGGAACAUCCAGAAACUCUUAAGACUUUGUUGUUACAAGAAGCAAAUGACAAUGAUGAAACCAAAAAAUCUAAUAUAUCACUUAAUUUCAAGUCUGAACUUUUACACAUUCCAAGAAGAAGUGACAUUGCAGUUACAAGUCAUAGUAGAAUCCAUCAUGACGAUCUACUAUUACCUGAACCAUUACCAUCACAACUAAUUACUGCUCCGGAAGGAACUGAAAAUAUUGCCACGACUGUUUUAUACUCCGAUGAUAUUUCUUUUGCAAGCAGUGAAUCACUAAUCGCUACAGAUUCUAUGAAUCAAUCUGCACUGAAUAUUAAUGAACAUUCGGUAGAAUAUUGCUGUUCUAGACUUACAGGAAAAGAAAAUUCGUCUUCAGCAGUGGAACCGUGUACAAAUCAACCUCCACCGUACCAUGUUGCAAUGGCUAAUGAUACAGUCUCGGUUCAAUUAACACCUUCUGCAGCGCCGCCAUUGGUGUUGUAUAGUGCGCCGCCAUUACAAGGAGCACCGCCAACUUAUUCAGCGUUAAUGCACGUUGGCCCGCAGGAAAACACUUUAAAUAAUAGAGUAUUCUCGCGAAGAGAUGUGCAGAUUCAACCGUCGGCGCCUUUCAUUGCACCACCACCUCCUCCAUCCUACGCACAAGCUCAGGGUUUCUGUGUAGCACACCCUUUACAAUUUGCAGAUCCACAGGAUUCAAUUUGGAAUGCCGAACCUGUAACAAUCAUUUGUCCGUAUUGCAAUAAUUUUGUCGUAACAUCUCUCCGUUAUCGCCGCUCGAAUUUAACGCAUUACUCAGCAUUGGCUCUUUGUAUUUGUGGUUGUUGGCCAUGUUGCCUUCUGCCAUAUUGUAUGAAGAGCUGCAAGUGCGUCCACCAUGAAUGUCCAAUUUGUGCUAAUGUUGUUGGGAUUUACAGUCCUUGGCAAGUGGCCUAAAGAAUCAUCAACAUGUGCUAGAAUCAUAAUACAUUUACUGUAAUUUAUUA